CCAUGUCAAAAUGAGCAAAGAUAAAGGGCCACCGAAAAAAGGACGGAGAUACUUCCCGACUGUUAGGCAAUUAGUUAGCGACCGUGUUGGAGUAGUCGCUCGAGAGAAUUGGGCUCCAACUUUGGAAGCUUUCCCGCCAUUCAAUCCCAAAGUAGUGCAGAAUAUUUACUACCAAGAACUACAAGGUCAUGAAAAAACCAGCCAAAUUAUGUUUCUUGAAUUUUCACAGUAUCUAGAAAAUUAUCUGUGGCCAAAUUUUUGCGCACAGAGAUCAUCAAAAGAGCACGUAAUUUCAAUCGUCAUGAUGGUCAAUGAAAAAUGGCGAGAGCGGAAUCCUGCUUGGUCAGUAUUUGUAUCAUCACCAGCACAAUUUGAAGGCUUCUUCCAAGCUGUUCUAGAUUACAGUUUAGCCGAAAAUUCCAUAGUAACUUUAGUGGAAAAAUCAGUUCUUCUAGUGUUUUUGAUGCACUGUAUGAACAGCAUUGAAGUUGACAUCAUCCGAUUUGAAAUUCAAAAACUUCUAUCGCUUGCAUCUUGGGAAAAUCUUCUCCCUGGGAAGCUUAACGAGGAACUGGAUAGAAAUCCCAAGUUAAAGAAAUUGUGGAAAGCACUGGUGAAGUCGGACAAGAAGCUGGACGAAGAUGCUCUGCUCAAGGCCAAGAAGGGGAGGGACUUCAUGAAGCGAAUGCUGCAACAGUUUGUGGGCUUAGUCAGCGAAAUGGAACGAGAACCUGAAGUGAACGUUGAAAAAAGAAAAUACUGCGAGAGAUUUUUGGAGCUUUUGAUUGACAUGGAAGUCAUUCUACCUACAAGGCGAUUUUUCAAUACACUUCUGGACAAUGAGCAAGUUGUAGUAAGGUUAGAAAUGUCUAAAUUGAAUGGACACCCAGACUGUAGUUUGCUGUGUGAGAUGUUGCAGUACUUGAAGUACUACGCCUCCUUCGAAAUAGAUGACCACAGUGGCAAUCCGCUUACUCAGAAAGAAAUGAUGUCCAGACAUUACCGGCGAGUCACUGAGUUGCAGAGGUCUGUGUUCAAAUUGUAUCCAGAGCUGCACAAGUUCUGCACUAGCAGUGUGUCAAGAAUAGACUCACGAGAGAUGUUGAUGAAGCACUUUAGACCUCUAAACAGUAAAAAACUGCAUCAUGUUUGUGCGAUGUUGAAUAUGGUAGAAUCACUGCCUCAAGAGGGCGGCAAGAGUAGCUACGAUAAACGACUGCUGUUGGAGAUGAUCACAAGUAGACACGAGAAGAGACUUACCCAGUUGCAGAAGAUCAAUAAUAUGCCACUAUACCCCACGGAAGAAUUGCUGUGGGAUGAGAACGUCAUCCCAAUGAGCUUCUAUGAUGGCAAGCACUGCCUAGCUUUGCCCAAACUUAAUUUGCAGUUUUUGACACUGCACGAUUAUCUUCUGCGCAAUUUCCACCUGUUCAGGCUGGAGGCCGCUUACGAGAUACGGGAAGAGCUUGAAGAUGUAGUGUCUCGGCUAAAGCCAUGGCAUACUAGGGAUACCCAGGAAGUCAACUUCGGGGGCUGGGCUAAAUUUGGUAUGCCCAUCACUAAUUUCACCCGCUUUGAAGUCACCCAGCCGCGACUAGGAGAGGCACAUCCUGCUAAAGUAUCCGGUCACGUGACUGUAACACUUUCCAUGCGACCAGAGCUGAAAGAGGAAUGGGAAAACCUGAGAAGAUUCGAUACUGGUUUUUUGUUGACGUUGCGGCCCUCUAACGAUUCAGUCCAGAAUUUAGACAAUGAAGCCGAUUUCCAGACAAGAUUCGGAGUGGUAUACGUGAGGGGCAUCGAGUUCGAGGGCAAGUUGGACGACGAAGGCAAACUGAUCGAGGACUUCCCAGACCAGCCAGUGAAGUUCAAAGGGGACCAGCGGACGUUUCGUGUACUAAUGGAUCCUUGUCAAUACCAGAUAGACAUGGAGAACCACGAAAAUGGGGAGGAGGAUGUGUAUGAAACCUUCAAUGUGAUAUUCCGACGAAGUCCAAAAGUGAACAACUUCAAAGCAGUGCUUGAGACCAUUCGAGAUCUGAUGAACAGUGAGUUCAGUGUGCCAGAGUGGCUGCAUGACAUCAUACUGGGCUACGGGGAUCCAGCAUCUGCGCACUACUCUAAUAUGCCACAUGUACUGGGUCACACCACGGGCGGAGAUGAGGACGACGAUGGCUGGUUAGACUUCAAUGACACUUUUUUGGACUAUGAGCACCUGGUGCAUGGGUUCCCCAACUGUAGAGUGCAAUUGAGGAGACAAGUAAGUAGGGAUCAGAUGAUACCUCCCUUCAGACUUCGAUUCAAACAGCUGAGUAAGGAGACAGGAGAAGAUGACAAGGAAACAGUAGAAGGAACGGGGACUGAAGAUGAGAGGAAAAAUACGGAGAUGGAAAUGGAGAGUGUAGUGGAAGUGGAUCCCCACGUGAUUCCUAACAGGGGACCCUUCCCCUUCGACGCUCCCAAGAAGAAUGCGAUCAGAUUCACACCCACACAGAUAGAGGCCAUCAAGUCAGGUAUGCAUCCUGGCCUGACUAUGAUUGUGGGUCCCCCGGGAACUGGAAAGACAGAUGUGGCAGUCCAGAUCAUCUCCAACCUGUACCACAACUGGCCUCACCAGAGAACCCUCAUAGUCACCCACAGCAACAUGGCACUCAACCAGCUGUUCGAGAAGAUCAUUGCUCUGGACAUCGACGAGCGCCACUGUCUCCGAUUGGGACACGGGGAAGAGAGUCUGGAGACGGAGAAGGACUUCAGUCGAUAUGGAAGAGUGAACUUCGUCCUGCAGCAGAGACUGCAACUGCUGGCUGAAGUGUCCAGACUGCAAAGGAGUCUCCUCACUCUCAACCCAGUGGAAUCAAGUAGUCAGGAAGCAACCACCAGCAAAAGUACUGGCACCAAUAAUAGCUCAGCUGGUCACGUGGAAUACACUUGCGAGACAGCAGCACAUUUUUUCCUACACCAGGUGGUCUCUCGCUGGGAGCAGUACUGGGGAAAAGUAGGCGGCGGAACGUCAAAAGAAGGCCAUGUCACUAGCAGAGACGUGAUUGACCUUUUCCCCUUCCACGGUUUCUUUUCCACUGCACCUCAGCCAUUGUUCACAGCAGAGAGUGUUGAGAAAGAUUUGGAUAUAGCAGAGGGAUGUUGGAGACAUAUCAAGACAAUUUUCACCAAGUUGGAAGAAUAUAGGGCGUUCGAGUUGCUCCGCACCGGAUCCGAGAGGUCCAAGUAUCUCUUAGUCAAAGAGGCCAAGAUCAUUGCAAUGACUUGCACUCAUGCGGCGCUUAAACGGAGGGAUCUGGUGCAGUUUGGUUUCCAGUACGACAAUGUGCUGAUGGAGGAAGCGGGACAGAUCUUGGAGAUAGAGACGUUUAUUCCUCUGAUGCUGCAGAAAGAGAAGGACGGUCGCAACAGACUCAAGCGCUGGAUCAUGAUUGGAGACCACAACCAGCUGCCGCCAACUGUUAAGAACAUGAGUUUUGCUAAGUAUUCAAACAUGGAGCAAUCUCUAUUCACUAGACUUAUCAAGUUGAACGUGCCAACAGUCACACUGGACGCGCAAGGGAGAGCAAGAGCUUCUCUCGCUCAACUCUACAGCUGGCGAUACGAGACCCUGGGUAACCUACCUCAUGUCCAGCUCAGACCGGAGUUCACAAGGGCGAAUGCCGGCUUCUGUUUCGACUACCAGGCAAUCAACGUAGGAGAACUGAACGGGUUGGGAGAGACGGAGCCGGCUCCUCAUUUCUUCCAGAACCUCGCCGAGGCUGAGUUCGUUGUUGCCACUUACAUAUACAUGAGACUAAUUGGAUACCCAGCUGAAAAGAUUACUAUAUUAACCCAGUAUAACGGGCAGCGUAUGUUACUGAAUGAUGUGGUCAUGAAGAAGUGUGCUCAAAAUCCUUUGAUAGGAGCUCCUCACAAGGUCGAGACUGUUGACAAAUAUCAGGGCCAGCAAAACGACUAUAUUUUACUGUCGUUGACCAGAACCAGAUCAGUGGGACACUUACGGGAUGUCAGACGUCUGGUGGUGGCCAUGUCCAGAGCAAGACUGGGUCUGUACGUGUUCGCCAGAGUAGACCUCUUCAGAGACUGCAUAGAACUGAGUCCGGCGUUUGUUCGUUUUGUACAGAGACCCCUUACACUACACUUGGCUCCAACGGAACAGUUCCCAACUGCAAGACCCAACUCACAGUUCCCCACGAAUCCCAUGAAGAUCACAGAUGUCACUCAGAUGUGCCACUUCGUACAUAACAUGUACGAGCAGAAGCGUGCUUUCUUCGAACACCAAGCGAUGCGACAACACCAUCAGCAACAUUCCCAGCAGCCAGAUAUGAUGGACAUUAAUAGUCCGCAAGUGAUAACGGAACAAUCGAACACCAACGAGACAGAAUAUGUGGCUUCCUCGCAGCAUGAUAGUGGAGUUGCAAUAUCGUUUGACGGAGCACAGACCAGUGCUGAAGAUGCAGAUCACCCUCUGGUCACGUUUGACAAUUCGAGUGUGGGCCAGGUGGUGGCACCCCAUAUGCAGCCUCCAGAUCAGGCCAUGGAGGAGGACUUACAGAUGUUAGAGACGUACGAUGAGUUGCGAGACUCCAUACAAGUGCGCUACAAUACAGACUCGUAAAUGCAUAGUUUUGUUGUUGUUUUUGAUUUUUCUUGAUUUUAACUGUCCUAAAUUAAAUCUAUAAAAUAAA
This is a messenger RNA of Symsagittifera roscoffensis, 4691 nucleotides long. Its product is annotated as RNA helicase aquarius-like. Bases 11 to 4621 code for a protein of 1536 amino acids. Gene Ontology annotation, cellular component: catalytic step 2 spliceosome. Gene Ontology annotation, biological process: mRNA splicing, via spliceosome. Lineage: Eukaryota; Metazoa; Xenacoelomorpha; Acoela; Convolutidae. Gene Ontology annotation, molecular function: mRNA binding; helicase activity. The record is from RefSeq and is a predicted model, not a curated record. The transcript has 4 exons.